CUCUUUUUUUUUUUUCAUUUUUUUUUCAAUCAAAAUGCCAUUCUCGCUCAAAGUGACGGUGAUCCAAGCCGAGGACUUGAAGAACGUCGAGUCGACGCUUUUCAACAAGGAGGCAAAGAGCGACCCUUACUGCUCCGUCACGUUCCAAGAAAAGAAGCAGCGCACGGAGGUGGUCGAGAAAAACCUCAACCCGCAGUGGAACCAGACCUUCGACUUCCCUCUGACAAGCGCACUGGAGGCGGGCGCAACCGUCUUGCUGCGCGUGAGCGACUAUGAAAAGGUCGGCAUGAACCGCCUGCUCGGUCAGGUCGACGUUCAGGUCGGCUUCCUCGCAAAGAAGUUUGAGCACGAGGCGUGGUACUCGCUCCUCGACAAGGGGAACGCUCCCACCCAAGGCCGCAUCAAGGUCUCGUUCAAGUACGACGACGGCACUGGAGGCCGCAAGUCUGCCGCCGCCGCCGCCGCGGCUGCCAGCUCGUCCUCUUCUGCUGCCGCUGUCGCAGAUUCGGAUGCUGAUAUGACCGACGCCGCCGGUGAGACCACCGCUGGCGAGGAAGGCAGUGACUAUGAUGUGGAUGAGGCAGGCAACCCUGUCGAUCCCACCGACCCUGUCGCAGCCAAGAAGCGCGCCUCACGCGCACGUGCACGCAAGCGCAAGGCGGGCGGUGCCAAACUCUCCACCAAGCCUGCAGAUUACCAAAUCCGCAUCAACAUUAUCGAGGCCCGCUCGUUGCCUGGUAUCGGCUCGCUGGACCCUGUGGUGAAGAUUGCCUGCAGCAAGCAGCGCCAGCAGAGCAAGGUGAAAAAGUCGACCAACCACCCCUUCUACAAUGAGCUCUUCUUUUUCAACUUUUUCGAGUCGCCUGCCAAGCUGUUUGACGACACGAUCGAGUUGUCCGUGUACAAUGCGCGCCGCGUCCGCAAGGACGCCUUCCUCGGCUCGUUCAAGCUCGACAUUGGCAUGAUUUACGACGAGCCGCAGCACAUGCUGCAGCGCAAGUGGGUCAUGCUCACCGAUCCCAACGACCGCGGCAAGGGCUCGAUGGGCUACCUCAAGGUGACCAUUCUUGUGGUCGGUCCUGGUGACGAGGUGCCCGUGCUCGAUACGGUCGUUUACGAUGCUGACGAGGAUAUUGAAGACAACUUGCUUCGGCCUCCGGGCGUCGAGCUCGAGCCGAUCGAUCUUGCGGUCAAGGUUUACGCAGCGGAAGAUUUGCCCCAGAUGGACUUUUCCUUCAAGCUUGGCAUUAAAAAGUUGGACAAGCUCACGGGUCAGGCGGGCAAGCAGAACUGCGACCCCUACUGCGUUGUUAGCUUUGCUGGCAAGAAGGCCAAGACCGAGGUCAUUCAAAACUCGUACUUCCCAACCUUCAACGAGGAGCUGCACCUUCCAAUGCAAAUCCCGUCCAUGUGCGACAAGAUCAAGCUGCAGGUGAUGGACUCCGACCUCGGCAUUGUCCUGAACGAGGACGACAUUGUCGGCACCCAUUUCAUCUCGCUCACGCAGAUCUCGUCCACCGAUCCCGACAAGGGCUUCCUGCCGGCCUUUGGUCCUGCAUGGAUCAACCUGUACGGCGCCCCGCGCGAGUUUGAGACGUUCGAGAGCGAUCACGCCGAGUUGAUGAACAAGGGCAUGGAAUCCGGUUGCGCCUACCGUGGCCGUGUCCUUGUUGAAAUCACCGGCAACCCGGCCACCAGCGAGCUGCCCGACCCGAAGAGCCCCAUCCUCCCCGCCGAUGAGGAGCGUGUGCAAGGCUUCCUGAAGCGUCGCGACUAUUGCCUCCGCGUUGCCUUCCUGGAGGGCAGCAUGAUUGACGAGGAUGCUGCCAAGCACCCCAUCGAAUUUGAGGUGAGCAUGGGUAACGUCGGCAACAAGUUUGACGUGGAAGCCUCCAACGGUCAGCAGUCCACCACCAACAACGAGACUGCGCUGUACGAUGGCGUCCACUACUCGUACAUGCCGUGGAACAGCAAGAAGCCAUGCGUCGAGCUCAACUCUGAGUGGGAAGACGUUCUCUACCGCUUCCAGUCGCUCAACCGCGUCCGUUUCAUUGUGCGCACGCUGAACGAGGGCAUUGAGAAGGCCUCUGCAGUGCUUGCCGACCUGAUUCGCCAGAGCGAGUUGGAGGCUGCGCUCGGCACGUCGGUCAUGUCCACUGGCGGUCGCGCCGAUGGUUCUGGUGAUCGUCGCCCCAGCCGUAUCAAGCACAGUGGUGUGACACUUGAAGGCCUUGCCGAGCCGAGCCUCGUCUCAUCCAUUGUCAGUGUCUGCAACUCGCUCAUGACCGCAGCUCGCGUCCCGCUUCCGGCGCUGCCCGAAGGCCGCUUUACGCUGCUCGAUCGCUACGUGCACGAGCUGCGCGAGGACGAGAAGAUUCUGGCUGCCGAGAAUGCCCAAGAAGUGCGUGACGCCCUGUCGCAAAACCUUCGCACCCCACUCGAGGCCAUCGAGGCGUUGCGCGACAUUGCCGCCCGCCUCAGCGACACGGCCACCGAGAGCCAGGCCUGCAUUCCCGACAUUAUCAUCUGGAUGAUUAGCGACAAGAAGCGCAAGGCGUACGUUCGCAUCCCCGUGUCGGACGUUCUGUUUGCCGAUCGCGUCGAUGAGCGUGGUGAAUUCUUUGGUGUGGCGCGCGCCGUCACGCUCAUUUCGCCGACCGCCGACCCGAAGAAGAAGGCCGAGAGCGUCAUUCCCGCGCGUCUCCAGCUCAAGAUUUGGUUUGGUGCUGCCGACUCUGAGGUCAAGUGGCGCAAGCACAACCUCGGCGGCGGCCAACUGGUCGUGCUCGCCGAGUCGUACCAGAACGAGCGCUACCUGCCCGUCAAGGGCUGGUCGGACAUGCUGCUGCCUGUCGACCCGCCCAAGUGGUCUGACAAGGCCGGCAAGGAGGCGCGCCAGCCCGAUCAGGUCGAGUUGCCUCCGGGCUGGAGCUGGGUGGGCGAUUGGUUCCUCGAUCCCGAGACGCUCGACAUUGACACGGACUCUGGCCAAGAUGUCGUCAUUGAGGAGACCUUUGAGAAUGAGCGCUACUACCCGCUCAAGGGCUGGGGCUCUGUCAUGAAGACCGACCGCCCGACCUGGUCGGACACGACGGGCCAGGAGGAGCUGCAGCGCGAAAAGUUUACCCUCAAGCAGGGCUGGCUGUGGGCUGGCGAGUGGAAGGUGGACCAAAACCGCGCUGUCGACGAGCUUGGCUGGGAGUACGGCGUGACCUUUGACAACAAGUGGCACCCGUCCAAGAAGAAGGUGCACUUUGUGCGUCGUCGUCGCUGGAUUCGCACCCGCGAGCGCGAUCCCAACUUUGACCCGCGCACGCUCGAUCGCGCCAACGAACGCUCCAAGAACCUGGCCGAGACUGGCGACGGCUGGCAGUACGCCGUGGACUUUAGCCGAAAGUUCCACAACGAAAACCGCACCCUCGACACGGCUCGUCGCCGUCGCUGGCGCCGCGAGCGCAUUCUGGUUGACGGCAGCCCGGCUGUCGGUCCUCCGAUCAAGAACAGCUUCUCGGCUGGCGCUUGCUUGUCCUUCCACGAGUCUGAGACCUUCCAGCUUCGUGCGCACAUUUACCAGGCGCGCGACCUCAUUGGCGAGGACAAGAGCGGCUUGUCCGACCCCUACGUGCGCAUUUGCUUUGGCAACCGCUCGGCCAAGUCCCUCCUCAUCGAGCAGAACAUUUCGCCCACUUGGGACCAGCUGCUCGUCCUCGACGACAUUAUGCUGUACGGCACGGCCCAGGAGAUUGCUGCUUCGCUGCCCGAGGUCAGCAUCGAGGUGUUUGACUUUGAUCAGAUUGGCCAGGACGACUUCCUUGGCCGCGCGUUCGUGCAGCCCGUCCUCCGCUCGGUCCACCGCGGUCUGUCGACCUCGGCUCGGCUUCAGUGGAUUCCUCUUUCCCGCGUUGGAGAGCCUGCCGGCGAGAUUUUGGCCGCGUUUGAGGUCAUUCCGAUGCGCGAAACGGGCAAGAACUUGCCGCUGCCCCCCAAGGUCAACGUCUUUGAGGCGCUCACCAACAAGCCUCGCCAGAUUCGUCGCCUGCCCGAUGAUGUGCGCCCCGUCAUGGAGCGCUGCCGCGUCGAAGUCUUCACCUGGGGUCUGCGUCAGAUGAAAAAGUACCGCUUGCUCACCGUCGACUCGCCCAACGUUGAGUUUGAGUGCGGUGGCAUCUCGCGCUCGACCGAGCGUCUGCGUCACCUGUCAAAGUUCCCGAACUUUGCUCAGCCUUUCCUUGCGCUCGAGGUCGACUUGCCCAUCGAGGAGGUGUACGCCCCGCCGCUCAACGUGCGCGUGUACGACAACCGCAAGUUUGGCCGCAAGCCACUGGUCGGCGUCCACUCCAUCCACUCCCUGCAGCGUUAUCGCCGCAAGGACAACAGCCCUCAGCUCGCAAUCGAGUUUGUGGAAGGGGCUGCCGCCGGGCCCGGCGCAGGUGCGAUCGCCACCGACGAGGAGGAGGUUGACAACGACAAUGCUCCUCUCAUUGGCGCUGUCGCCAUCGAUGUCGGAUCCUCGCGAGCUGCGAGCGCUGCCAGCGUCAAGCCCGUCGUGGCAGGCGGUGCGGGUGGCGAUGUGCUCGCGCCCGAGGCGAGCGUGGACAAGUCGCUCCAGGUCAAGAAGCCCUCGGAGGAGGACAAGCCGGAAGACUCGUCGGUCGACUGGUGGACCAAGUUCUUUGCCUCGGCCGCCAGCAUGAAUGCGCCCGAGCCGCUGAGUGACGUCAACGCUGGCGUCCUCUCGAUGGACGACGACCCCGACCCAAGCGUCUUUGCCAAGCUCAAGAAGAAGAUGAAGAAGACGGGCAAGAAGGACAUGGACAAGGAGCACAAGAUUGCCGCCCUCAAAAAGUACACUGGCGACAUUGUCGAAGUCUACCGCGAGGAGCUCGAAAUGCGCUUCAACUUUAACGACACGCUCGAGUCCUUUGCUCUCGCCCGCGGCAAGGCGGACGACGGCGACUCGGAGGAGUGUGGUCAGUUCAAGGGCAACUUCCGCAUCUACCCCGUGCCGCGAGAUGCGCCGCAGCUCGACCCGACCGAGCUCGGCCGCUGGCUGCCGUGGGUCCCGUCGAACGCCCAGAUGGACGUGCUCGUUCGUGUGUACAUUGUGCGCGGCAUCGACCUGCAGGCUCUCGACGACAAUGGCAAGUCCGACCCGUACUGCAUUGUCUCGCUGGGUGGCAAGAAGAACAAGACCAUCAAGGAUCGCGACAACUAUGUGCCCGCCACGCUCAACCCGCAGUUUGGCCGCAUGUACGAGCUGAACGCCACCCUCCCCAUGGACAAUGAGCUCACCAUCACGGUCAUGGACUGGGACGCUGUCAGCGCGGACGAUCUGAUCGGCGAGACCAAGAUUGAUCUUGAGCGCCGUCUGCUCAGCACGUGCCGCGGCACGGUCGGUCUGCCCCAGACCUACCAAACGAGCGGCAUCAACGUGUGGAGGGACUCGCAACGUCCCACAGAAAUCCUCAAGGACUGGUGCACCACCAUGCGUCUGCGCGAGCCCGUGUACGACCAAAACCUGCCCUACUCUGUGACCAUUCCCGGCAUCCGCAACGGCAAGUUUGUUGCCAAGGGCGACCAGGCCCUCACCAAGGGUCUUGCGCACGAGAACGGCGCGCUGAUGGCGCUCCGCUCGCUCGGCCUCGUGCCCGAGCACGUCGAGACCCGCCGCCUCAUCAACCCGAUGCAGCCCGAGCUCGAGCAGGGCAAGCUGCAAAUGUGGGUGGACGUCAUCCCCAAGAGCCUGGGUGACAUUAAGCCGCCGGUUGACAUUUCCCCUCGCAAGGCCACCAAGUACGAGCUGCGUGCCAUCAUCUGGAACACCAAGGACGUCAUCUUUGCCGACGUCUCCAUCACUGGCGAGAAAAUGUCUGACAUUUACGUCAAGGCGUACAUGCGCGGCUUGGAGAAGGACAAGCAGCGCACCGAUGUCCACUACCGCUCGCUCAAUGGCGAGGGCAUGUUCAACUGGCGCUGCUGCCUGCCGCUGAGCUACAUGCCUGCUGAGGAUGUCAUGGUGAUUGAGCAGAAGGCGCACUUUUACUCGCUCGACAAGGAGACCACCAAGGUGCCCCCGCUGCUCGCCAUCCAGGUCUGGGACAAUGACUUUUUCAAGCCCGAUGACUACCUCGGCAACAUUGAUCUCAACCUGAGCAAGAUGAUCCCCUUCGAGAAGAAUGCCUCUGGCUGCAAGCUCGGCAAGGAGUACAGCGAGGGCGACUACAUUUCGCUGUUUGAGAAGAAGCGUGUCAAGGGCUGGAUUCCAGUCACCCGCGGUACCAAGGAUCAGCUUGAGAUGACGGGCAAGGUCGAAAUCGAGAUUGAGCUCCUCACUGAAGAAGAGGCCGCCGAGAAGCCUGCCGGCCAAGGUCACAGUGAGCCCAACCAGUAUCCUGUCCUCGAGAAGCCAAAGCGUCCCGCGACCUCAUUCAUUUGGUUCCUCAACCCGUGGAAGUCCUUCCGCUACAUCAUCUGGAAAAAGUUCAAGUGGUGGAUUAUCUUGGGCCUCAUCAUCCUGUUCAUCGCGCUCUUCAUUUUCAUCUUCCUGUACUACUUCCCCAACUACUCGGUCAAGAAGAUUAUGGGCGUGUAAAGCGCACAUCCCGUUGCGUGUCUUGUGGUGUUUUUGUUUGCUGCUACGUUGCUGCCGUGGCGUUGUCGGCUCGCGACCUUAUUGUUGUGUUUAGUCUUGCUCUGUUUCGUGCAUGCUUCAUUCCAUCGCUUGCGUAUGCCACCAUGUCGAAUACACACUGUUUGAGAA
Messenger RNA from Capsaspora owczarzaki ATCC 30864, 6760 nucleotides. Its product is annotated as Fer1l3 protein. NCBI's taxonomy places the organism in Eukaryota, Filasterea, Ministeriida, Capsasporidae. The coding region runs from base 35 to 6592 and encodes 2185 amino acids. Gene Ontology annotation, biological process: plasma membrane organization. The record is from RefSeq and is a predicted model, not a curated record. Gene Ontology annotation, cellular component: membrane. The transcript has 6 exons.